Pelagomonas calceolata is the source of this 339-nucleotide messenger RNA. The record is from the annotation of a GenBank genome assembly. NCBI's taxonomy places the organism in Eukaryota, Pelagophyceae, Pelagomonadales, Pelagomonadaceae.
GGCGGCUUCUUCGGUCGCAGGCGGCGCCGCGGCGGCUUCUUCCGCGGCAGGCGCAGCUUCCGCAGCAGGCUCUGCCGCUGGCUCCGCCGCCGCCGCGGCUGCAUCCUCGGGAGUAGGCUCGGCUGCUUCCGCUGGCGGCGCCGCGGCGGCCUCCUCGGCCGCAGGCGUAGCUUCCGCGGUCGGCUCGGCCGCGGGCUCUGCGGUCGGCUCGGUCGCGGGCUUGGCCGCGGGCUCGGCCGCGGGCUCCGCAGUGGGUUCCGCAGUUGGCUCGGCCGCGGGCUCGGCGGUGGGCUCGGCCGCGGGCUCGGCCGCGGGCUCUGCGGCCGGCUCGGACGCAGG